UUCCUUAGCCAGCCGACGUGAGCGACGGCCGCGGAGUUGGAACCCGACCUGCCGUGAGGCACUGGGCCUCGUCACCAUGGCAGCCGGGUAUUUAUGACGGUCGCCACGGCUUCUCCACCCCCGCCUGGUGAAUGGACUUUAGCAUUCACCCCGGCGGAGGAGGAGGAGGGAGUUGAGGACGGGAUCCCGGACCACAGGCCCAAGUCGCUCCUCCCUCUCAGACCAAAUCCCCUUCCUCUUCGGACCCAUGGUGAAGUUUCUGUCCCAAGAUCAAAUCAACGAAUUCAAAGAAUGUUUCUCCCUCUACGACAAGAAGCAAAGGGGAAAGAUAAAAGCCAAUGACCUGAUUGUGGUGAUGCGCUGCUUAGGGGUGAGCCCAACCCCCGGAGAGGUGGAUCGGCACCUUCUGGCUCAUAAAAUAGACAGAAAUGCAGAGCUCGACUUCUCUACGUUCCUCACCAUCAUGCAUCAGCAAAUGCAACAGGAGGACCCCAAGAAAGAAAUCCUUCUGGCCAUGCUGAUGACCGACCGAGAGAAGAAGGGCUACAUCACCGCCGCCGAACUGAGAGCCAAACUCACUCAGAUGGGAGAGAAGCUGUCGAACCGGGAAGUGGACGACCUUCUCAGGGAAACAAACGUCGGACCGAGCGGCAAAAUCCAAUACAAUCAGUUUAUCCAGAUGGUCACCCUUCCCAUCCCAGACUACUGAACUUCUAUACGAGAGGAAACUUCCCCGGAGCCCGAUGAUCUUCUCCCGCUCUCAGAUUGCUGAAUUUGUCCUAUCGAAAGCAUUCUUCCGCUCCGGAGCGAUGGGGCCUCACCUGCCGGGUUCAGCCUAACUUGUCGAUCUUGAGAACGAGAUUUUGCUGGUGUAAAUAAACAAUUUCCCCAGUA
Messenger RNA from Ornithorhynchus anatinus (platypus), 894 nucleotides. RefSeq names its product calmodulin like 4 (gene CALML4). Bases 248 to 709 code for a protein of 153 amino acids. Gene Ontology annotation, molecular function: calcium ion binding. Lineage: Eukaryota; Metazoa; Chordata; Mammalia; Monotremata; Ornithorhynchidae. The transcript is spliced from 5 exons. The record is from RefSeq and is a predicted model, not a curated record. Gene Ontology annotation, cellular component: myosin II complex.